GGCGGAACCUUUGUACCAAGACGAGGUUUUUAGACGGACAUAAAUGAACGACGGACAAUCAUGUGUGCCCGUGUAGCUGUUCGUCAGCUUCUUCGGUGGACUGUGAGGAGUCCCCCCUCGUCUGUCCUGAGUCCACUUCAGGUUACGAGAUGUCACAUCCGGUCCCGGUACGUCGAGGGCAGAUUGUUAUGCUCCUCCGCCAUCCAGAGUCCUGUCCAGUCAACACAGCACGACCCCGGACUUACUCCGGAGCUGUCCCUGAGCUCUCUGACUGAUAUGGGAUUCACAGACAUCCAGGCAGAGCAGAUGUUUGAGGCUGUGUCCAGUAUCAGAGGAGCAAAUGCUUCAAAAAAUGUUCUGUCAACGCUCACAGCUCUGUUUGUUCUGGGGCUCAAACCCUCCAGUGUACUGAACGUGCUGCAGAAAUGUCCUGAACUUUACACGCUCAAAGAAACGCUGCUCCAGCAGCGCAUAAGCAACCUACGGAAAUUGGGUUUAGUCGAAGGCAGUCUCCAGAGGGUGGUCACCUCUUACCCAAAGAUCCUGACGGUGCCUGUGAAAGCGAUAAACAAAGUGGUGAUGUUCCUCAGAGAGAAAUGUCUGUUCACUGUGCAGCAAGCCGCGGAAAUCCUGAAAUACACUCCUGCAGUGGUGCUGGAGGAUCCGGACGAGCUGGAGUACAAGUUUCAGUACGUCUACUUCCGAAUGGGGGUCAAACAGGCAGAGAUGGUGAAGAACCAGCUGUUCAGUUUCACUAUGGACGAGGUGCGCUGUCGGCACACUUUUCUGGAGCGGCGGGGCCUGUACGAAACCCCGGACAAGAAUGGACAGACGACCAUCUUCAACCCCAAACUGAAAAGCGUCCUUACCGUCGACCAGGACGCCUUCCUCAAAGAUGUUGCCAAGGCGACGGCCGAGGAGUACGAUGUAUUUCAGAAGCUGAUAGCAAGAGAAUGCCAGGAAGAAGAGCUGCAGCAGGGCAGGAUCCAAGCUGAUGAUGAAUACGGCGACGACGAUGAUGACGACGAUGGUGACAGUGACUAUGAGGAUGAUGAUGAAGAGACUACCGGAAAAAGUGGCUAUAUCAAGAGGAGAAAGAAAUGAUUGUAGAAUAAUUUAAAGAGGAAAUGACACAAUUUAUAGAAUCAAUAAAAGGCUUAGUUUUGA
Mugil cephalus (flathead mullet) is the source of this 1167-nucleotide messenger RNA. RefSeq names its product mitochondrial transcription termination factor 4 (gene mterf4). Bases 61 to 1104 code for a protein of 347 amino acids. The record is from RefSeq and is a predicted model, not a curated record. Gene Ontology annotation, molecular function: double-stranded DNA binding. Lineage: Eukaryota; Metazoa; Chordata; Actinopteri; Mugiliformes; Mugilidae. Gene Ontology annotation, biological process: regulation of DNA-templated transcription. The transcript has 4 exons.